Molecule: messenger RNA, 2511 nt
Organism: Symbiodinium sp. CCMP2592
Lineage: Eukaryota; Dinophyceae; Suessiales; Symbiodiniaceae
Source: the annotation of a GenBank genome assembly
AUGUUGGCGGUGUUAUCGUUCAAGGGAGCACGCGCCAACGGCGUAGAUGUAGCCGGGGCUGUUGCCAGCAAAAAAGUGGCUUCUCAGUUCCGAUGUGCUGCCGACGUGCAUCUGGAGGUGACAACGCGAGAGCAGGCGAUUACGAUGUCCUGUGAUCCGUGCUGCUGGACGCGAGGAGUAGACGGAGUCGACAGAGGCAGUGUGGUGAUUGCCCUUGUGGUAGAGAACAACGUCAUGGGCCGGGAGUUCUGGGCCGUGAAGGGUCUGGCGACGAUCGACGUAACGGGCACGCCGAAUUUCGCGAGUUGGGUCCACGAGAUGGUGGAUUCCCCGCACAGUUUGACUGUGCAGGUGGCAACUCUGUCACGAUCAGGAUUGCUGGGGUCACGCUAUCCUGAACAGUUCCUGCGAGCAGACUGGCCGAAUGACGCGACCUGGGUCCACGAGAUGUUGGAUUCCAGCCACAGCCUGAUUGUGAGGGAUUCAACUCUGCCACGACCAUGCUUGCUGGGGGCACAUUAUCCUCAGAAGCUUGUGUUCCUGCGAGCAAACUGGCCGACUGAUGAGCCAGCACAGGAUCUUUGCGGGGAUCUGAAAGCCGUCAUGGCGGAGGAAGCCUUCGCGCAGCAUUGCCUGAAGGUAGCCAGGGCCUUGCAAGAAUGUAGGCUCUCAUUCUCAGCGUUCAACAUGGCUCCGGGCAUGAACAGGCUGCCCCAUCCGGCAGAAGUCGUGGAGAAUCCAUGUACAGGGUUGUGGGAGGACGUUUCCAGUCUUCGGGAGUCCAAGUCCAAGAAGGUUCUAGAAAGCAUGCAGAACCUUAGAAGGGAUCUGGAAUCCAUCAUGGCGGAGGAAGCCUUCGUGCAGCAUUGCUUUGAGGUUGACGAGGCCUUGCAAGAAUGUGUGCAAUCAUUCUCAGCCUUCAAGACGAAGCAAGGCAUGAGCAGGCUGCCUGAGGCGUCCGAAGUUGUGGAGCAUUUACGUUUAGGGCUGUGGAAGGAGGUUUCCAGUCUUCUGGUGUUCAAAGCCGCCGAGGUUGGGGCCAUCAAUGCCUCACAAGCACCAACGAGCACAGCCUCUGCUGUUUUUCCUCCUAAUCUUCUGCAUCAGCUCAGGCCGUUCGUUGUGCCUCACGAUGCACCUGCCGUGCAGCGCGGCACGGAUCUAGUCAACGGCGUGGUGCAGGAGGCGCUCAGACUCCAGUCUAAGCUGCCGAAGCUGGUUGAGGAGCAUCUUCGGUCCGUUCUCUUGCAGGGUAAGCAGCAUCUGCAAGGGCACGAGCCAAACCUUGAUGAUGCAGAUGAGGCCAUGGCAGUCGCCCAAGAGAUCUUCAAUGUCCAGUCCCGUCUUGUUUGCGAGGUUCCUUGGAGCCCUACCUGGGCCAGUGAGCGCGACGCUGCUCUGACUCAGAACCCCAACAGCAUCCUGUGUGAUUGCUCUGGUCGGGUCCUGCAAGUGCAGCAUUCCCCGAAGUGCGACGUCCUUGAGGCACUAACAGAGCAAAACUUUCCGCUCCGAUUGUACCGACCCAAUUCCUCCCCAACUGGCACAUCAGCUGCAUCCAGUUCGCCGGCAGCGCAAGAAACGGCCUCAGCGCAAACAGCCAAGAUGUGGGCAGUACAGAUGCCGGCCCCUGACAUCUUUGAGCUCGCCCGUCGAUUCGUGGAUGCCUGGAAACUCGCCGCACAUCGUGACUUGCAGCGUCACUUGGACACUGCUGCUUUACAGAAGGCUGCCAAUGUGGUGGAUAGGUUCGUCAAGAACAGCCAAGAGUUGAACAACUCAGUAAAAGCGAGAGUUCUGCUUGUAAACGAACGGCUGGCAUCAAGCAGGCAGACUCCAGGUGAUCUGAUUGAUCACUCCUUGGCAGGUGCUUUCGUGAAGGCGCUGGAAACCAAGGUAUCCCUCAUAUUUCUGCUUGACCAAACAGGUUCCAUCACUCAGGAAGUUUUUGACAACUUCCUGAAGACGGCCGCCGAGAAGCUCUUACGGUUUCUGGUGCAGCGACACGGGCGGGUUGGUGGCCUUGAGUUUGCGGCCGUGGCUUAUGGACCUCUCGAGACAAUCAGCGGCUUUACUACUGAGGAGCAAGCCUUCGUUGAGAGAAUCAGAAACCAUAUUUAUCGUUCCGGAUUAAGCGAAGACCUUAGCGAAGCCUUUCGCUCUGUGCGAGCCUUAUUUGGCAAGCAGCCCUCUUCCGCUGCCUCGCCGGUGCGUUUGGUCUUCCAUUUUACAGAUGGUGAACCCAACGACUUUGAGCUGGCAACGGACGAGAUGAAGGUAUUACAGACCCAGACUGGUGCAGUCGUGGUGGGGAUCGGCAUUGGCCCUGGCAUCCAAUGGGGCCAACUGAGUGCACUCAGCAGUGCAGGCUUGGCAAUUCCGGUGCAAAACUUCGACCAGCUAAGGACCAGUCUAGAUCGAACCUUUGCACUGAUCGAUGAGGCACAGACGCAGUGCAAGCGCAUGAGAACAGAGGACAUCUUGAAUGUGAUGCAACGGUCGAUCCACUGA